GAAGCGCAAGGGUCCGGAGUUGCCGCUGGUUCCAGUCAAGAGGCAGCGGCAUGAGCUCAUGUUGGGAGCGGCGGGGUCGGGCCCUGGAGCGGGACAGCAGCCCCCGGCGCCGGGAGCUCUGCUGCAAGCGCUUUAGAUAAAGAAGCACAAGUCCUCUCAACUCCUCAAGCAGCGGGUUAGCCAAUCCGGCUGGCACCGUUUCAAAAUAGACGUACACACUGCUACCACUUGUGCCACCUCCAUCCCUAGCUCUUGAUCUCAGCUAUUAUUAUCUCACCUGGCAUUGCAGUAGGGUCCUAACUGGUAUUCCUGUUUCUGCUCCUGGGCCGUCAGUCUAUUCCCAAACCAGCAGCCAGAGGACUCCUUCUAAAGGGACCUCCAAGGUGUUCCUCCCUUCAAGCCCCAAUCAUGCUUCUUUCAGGACAUGAAGGGGAAGUGUACUGCUGCAAGUUUCACCCCAAUGGAUCCACCUUAGCAUCUGCAGGAUUCGACCGACUGAUACUGUUGUGGAAUGUCUAUGGUGACUGUGAUAACUAUGCAACAUUGAAGGGGCACAGUGGAGCAGUGAUGGAACUGCAUUAUAACACAGAUGGCAGUAUGCUCUUCUCAGCAUCCACAGAUAAAACUGUGGCAGUAUGGGAUAGUGAAACAGGUGAGAGGGUUAAAAGGCUGAAAGGACAUACUUCCUUUGUGAAUUCCUGUUAUCCGGCCAGGAGGGGCCCCCAGCUUGUCUGCACUGGCAGUGAUGAUGGUACAGUUAAGCUUUGGGACAUCCGGAAGAAAGCAGCCAUCCAGACAUUUCAGAAUACCUACCAGGUGUUAGCUGUGACCUUCAAUGACACAAGCGAUCAGAUUAUUUCGGGUGGAAUAGACAAUGAUAUCAAGGUCUGGGACCUGCGUCAAAACAAGCUGACCUACACCAUGAGAGGCCAUGCAGAUUCAGUGACUGGCCUGAGUUUAAGUUCUGAGGGCUCUUAUCUUCUGUCCAAUGCAAUGGACAAUACAGUGCGGGUCUGGGAUGUCCGGCCAUUUGCUCCCAAAGAGAGAUGUGUCAAGAUAUUUCAAGGAAAUGUGCACAACUUUGAAAAGAAUCUUCUGAGAUGUUCUUGGUCACCUGAUGGAAGCAAGAUAGCAGCUGGCUCAGCCGACAGGUUUGUGUAUGUGUGGGAUACAACAAGCAGGAGGAUUUUGUAUAAGCUUCCGGGCCACGCUGGCUCCAUCAAUGAAGUGGCUUUCCACCCUGACGAGCCCAUCAUUCUCUCAGCAUCCAGUGACAAGAGACUGUAUAUGGGGGAGAUCCAGUGAAGAUCAGAAAUGGAAGACUCCAGGGCUGCCUGACCUCAGACUGCAUCCGUGGCAUCAAGUGGUGCCCAAGCCAGCAUCCUCCCUUCAGAUGAAGAUCUAGAAACCAGUAGGAGGUGGCCGUAUUCCAACAACCACAUGCAUCUCAUUUCACCAGGAUGGAUGAUUAAAGCAAGCUUACAGCGGCCUCUAAAAACCACCUGCCACAUUUCAGGGACUGUUUGGUUUUUUCUUCUUUACUUUUUAUUUCUUCAAAGGGGCAGACAUUGGUUGGUUUGUAGCUUCCUGUUUUCUCAUCCAGAUUGAAGACAGGGAAUGUGACUGAAAUCUGCUUAUUGGGGGUUUAAUUAUUGGCUUGUAUAUUUUAUUUCUGUGUUUCUCUGAGACAUUUUGUAUUAAAAGCCAAAUAGAUGCCUUUUUACAAGA
Molecule: messenger RNA, 1728 nt
Organism: Myotis daubentonii (Daubenton's bat)
Lineage: Eukaryota; Metazoa; Chordata; Mammalia; Chiroptera; Vespertilionidae
Gene: SNRNP40
Product: small nuclear ribonucleoprotein U5 subunit 40
Exons: 11
Coding region: 409-1305 (298 amino acids)
Cellular component (GO): catalytic step 2 spliceosome
Molecular function (GO): RNA binding; protein binding
Source: RefSeq, a predicted model, not a curated record